AAUGAAAAAUAUAAACAAGAUAAAACGACUUCCUCGAUUAUUGUUAACGCUGGAGGAUUAUCCGGAUUGAAAAAAGAAGAACGGAUUAACGCGAUCAGUUGGAUGUGUAUUCAGGUUAUCUAUAUUAAUACGGACAAUAGAUAA
Cetraspora pellucida is the source of this 144-nucleotide messenger RNA. The record is from the annotation of a GenBank genome assembly. NCBI's taxonomy places the organism in Eukaryota, Fungi, Glomeromycota, Glomeromycetes, Diversisporales, Gigasporaceae.